UGCUGGAGGCAAAGCCUGGAGAACCCACUUAAAAUCCGAGAUUAUCAGAGAAGGCAACAGUUGUUUGCUUACAGAUAUAGGAGUUUUACAAAGAGGAUCGUAUACUGUACCUGUUCAUCCCGAUUUACUUUAACCGGACAACUGCCCUGUUCUCUUUUUUGUUUUGGGGUUGAGGAUUUAAAACAGUUUAGUAGAUAUAUCUUCAGCGUUUCUGAUCGUGGUCUGACUGUAUUAAUGAGAUUAUAAUCACUGGGAGAGAGUUGUUUAUUGCGGCUUGAAUUUAAAGGGAUCCCUUGUCUCAGGUGCCCAGACCGGUUCCAUUUUAAAUCGAGACACGCACCUGAGUGGGGUGGAAGUACUUUACCGCCGCUGGAAUCAGUUACUCAAAAGGAUACCAGGACAACAGAAGGAUCUAAGUUAGCCCGGCGACAGCAGAAUGUAUCCGAGCUUGGCGUUAGCAACCAACCAUGGACAGUCUGCUUACCCGCACGACUCGGGGAACUACCUCCACUCCUCCGCGAGCUCACCUGUGUACGUACCCACAACCAGGGUGCCUUCCAUGCUCCAGACGCUGCCGUAUCUCCAGAGCUGCGACUCGGCACAUCAGACUCACCAUCUGGGCAGCCACCACGGCUGGGCGCAGGCUGGUACAGAUACUACCUUUAACCCGGGAAGUCCACACGCUCCGUCCGGGUUCUCCUACUCGCACAGCACCGCAGUCAGCAGCAGCACCAGGGAAGGAGCAUACCAGAACCCAUUGGUGAUCAGCAACAGCGGCAGAGCGGAGCAAUAUGGUAACGCUUUAGUGCGCUCGGUCAGUGGAUCCUAUUCUAGCCCUUACCCGACCUACAUGAGCCCGGAGGUGGCAUCGUCAUGGGCACCAACACACUUCGAAACCACCAUGAUCCAGAGUCUUCAGAACAGGCGGUCCAGUUUAGAUCUCAUGGAAGAAUUUCCGGGCGAGGGUCGAGAAUGUGUUAACUGCGGCUCCAUCUCCACGCCGCUCUGGAGGAGGGAUGGCACGGGCCACUAUCUCUGCAACGCCUGUGGGCUCUACCACAAGAUGAACGGCAUCAACAGGCCUCUUAUCAAACCACAGAAAAGACUGCAGUCCUCUUCCCGGCGCGCGGGUCUGUGUUGCACGAAUUGCCACACCACCACCACAACGCUGUGGAGACGGAACGCUGAAGGGGAGCCGGUGUGCAACGCUUGCGGGCUUUACAUGAAACUUCAUGGGGUUGCAAGACCACUGGCUAUGAAGAAAGAGAGCAUUCAAACAAGAAAGAGAAAACCAAAGAAUCUGAACAAAUGUAAAAACUCCACAGGUUCCUCGGCUUCCAGUACAAACUCACCCUCUUCAAUAACUACCUCUGAGAGCGCCUCCACUAUAAAAAGUGAACCCAACAUGUCUGCCUCCCCCUUUGCAGGCCAAACGGUGGCAUCUGUUACUCAGGCAACAGCUCACACAGACCACGGACAUUCAGAGCUGAAGUAUGAGGAUUACCACUUCACACCAUCCUCCAUCGCCCAACAGACCGGACUAUCUGUUCCUGUACGACAGGAUUCAUGGUGCACUUUGGCACUGGCAUAAACUCUGACCUUCCAAUGUAUGAUUUUGGACCAACUUUUCAACAUGCUUUAUUGAUGGACACCAUUUAAGAACUACCUAUGGACUUGAGAUGACGACUUAGUUGUUGAUUUAAAUGUAGUUUUUAACUUUUCAAUUUGAUUGCGUCAGAUCACGCGUGACUAAAAACACAGUUUAUUUUUUGGAAAUACUUAAAACAUUACUAUGACCUCUAUGUGGUACUUGGUUUCUAUAGAAAUCUGAAAACUCAGUUAAAGUAUAAGAGAAGCAUUUUUCUAAACCAAAAGAACACUUUUAAUUAAACUAAUAAAUGAUUAACUAUUUGGCUUCCAGUGAUUUUCAUUUCUGUAUGACAAUCUUUAAGUGCAAUGACUUUCACUUUAAAAAAAAAAUACUGAAAAGGGAAUACUACUAAUUUUUAAAUGUAUGAAUUUGUAAACAUAUAAUUAUCUGCUGUAUUUUAAGUUGUUUUAUGUUAUUUUAUUAUAUUUGGAGUUCAGUUUUGGGCGCUCUUCCAGUUCUGUUUAAAAAAUCACGGGGAGUGUUUCAAAAAUGAAAACAACAUCAACACAAGCUUUUCAUGGUAAAAGUUGUUGAAAAAGGGGUAAAUGUGCAUAAUAAAAAUAUUUCUUAAGCUUGUAAA
Molecule: messenger RNA, 2231 nt
Organism: Acipenser ruthenus (sterlet)
Lineage: Eukaryota; Metazoa; Chordata; Actinopteri; Acipenseriformes; Acipenseridae
Product: transcription factor GATA-5-like
Exons: 7
Coding region: 437-1591 (384 amino acids)
Biological process (GO): negative regulation of transcription by RNA polymerase II; positive regulation of transcription by RNA polymerase II; cell fate commitment
Cellular component (GO): nucleus
Molecular function (GO): DNA-binding transcription factor activity, RNA polymerase II-specific; zinc ion binding; RNA polymerase II cis-regulatory region sequence-specific DNA binding
Source: RefSeq, a predicted model, not a curated record